GGAACGAAAAACUAUCCGCGGGACAUCCUUUAGAGUGUACUGUGACCUUACGGGUAGCCUUCUGUGACCCAUUAUCCAGAGCGCACGCCUAGCAUAUGCCGAAUAUGACAAGCAUCGCCAUCCGCGCGCCUGGGGCGUCAGUUGUGGCUUCCAAAGCGAGUCGGUCCCGAUCUGCGGUUACAAGGGUUCAUGUUGCGCGUCGCAAUGUUUCAUCGCGCGCGGCAAGCUUGGACAACCUUACGGGCGUCGUGUUCCAGCCACUCAACGAGCAAGCUAAAGCGGAGCUAGCUAUCGUGGACGGCACCAACACAGCUAUUGCCAGCCUGGCUCGUGUUGACUUCCACCCGGCUUGCGAGGCAGCGAUCAACGAGCAAAUCAACAUCGAGUACACCGUGUCGUAUGUGUAUCACGCCCUGUGGGCUUACUUUGACCGGGACAACGUGGCGCUUCCGGGCCUAGCCGCCUUCUUCAAGGCAGGAAGCGAUGAGGAGCGGGAGCAUGCGGAGCUGCUUAUGGAGUACCAGAACCGCCGCGGCGGCCGUGUGGUGUUGGGCACACUAUCCGUGCCUGAACUGGACAUUGCGAGCAACGAGAAGGGUGACGCGCUGUACGCCAUGGAGCUCGCUCUGAGCCUGGAGAAGCUGAACUUCAGCAAGCUGCGGGCGCUGCAGGCGGUGGCGGAUGCGCACGGGGACGCCAGCAUGGCGGACUUUGUGGAGGGGGCGCUGCUGGAGGAGCAGGUGUCGGCUGUCAAGAAGGUGUCCGAGUACGUGAGCCAGCUGCGGCGAGUGGGCCGGGGACUGGGGGUGUACCAGUUCGACAAGGAACUGGGGGCGCAGGUGGCGGCAGCGGCGGCGUGUGUUAACCAAACUGGCUGCGAGUCGCAACAUGCUGUUGUUAGGAGAUACGAGGUGUGUACGGACGGGAAGGUGAUAUAUAUCUGCUGUAUCGCGGUAUCAGGUGUGCACGGCGUGGUGUGGCAGCGGUGCAGCGAACUGCCGCAGUGCUCGUGAAGGGAGCAAGCGGCGCAGGUGGCAGGCGGCAUUGAUUGGCAUAGGCGGUGACCGGCAAGUGGUACGGCAUGUAUGUACGGCAGGGAAAUGGCGGGCAAGGAAGGCGGGAAGGAAGGUGGACGCAGGCCAGGCGGCCACGGCAUUUAGGAGGCAAGCAGAUGGGGGCAGUGUACGGCAGGAAACAGCCGAGGUAGUGGUGGUCGGCAACAACGGCGGCUGCAGCGGCGGCUAGUGCAGAUCUGAGGUGCUGGGGUUCAAGUAGCGGCGUAACGGGCUACUAAAGGCAGAGGUGGUAAACAUGCGACGAUUGGUACGUUGAAGGUUGCUGCACCGUCAGAAGGCAGCAUGUGAGUGUACUUCGUUUGGGGGUGAUACCGUGACCGUCGCGUAGCUUCACACAUGAGCUAGUAAGGACUGGCACAAAUAGCGCAAAAGACAACGAGCCGACGUACGAGCUUACAACCAUAGGCAGGUGGCCAGCAUUGGUUCGUCGCUUCCACACAGCUUGUGUGGUUCUCAUCAUUAGCCGUACACAGCUGGCAUAUAUGGCUACAGCAGCAACGGCGCGUCGUGAAAUAUGCAUGUGUUAUAUGUACAUGGGCCGCUAAUCCUGCUUUGGUCGCCCUUCCCAUUCCUCCGCCUCAUCAUCUGUAAUUACCGGUAUAUGCCGACGAGGCGAAAGCGAACAGGCCCC
Messenger RNA from Astrephomene gubernaculifera, 1707 nucleotides. The record is from the annotation of a GenBank genome assembly. Lineage: Eukaryota; Viridiplantae; Chlorophyta; Chlorophyceae; Chlamydomonadales; Astrephomenaceae.